Hemicordylus capensis (graceful crag lizard) is the source of this 5738-nucleotide messenger RNA. RefSeq names its product karyopherin subunit alpha 5 (gene KPNA5). NCBI's taxonomy places the organism in Eukaryota, Metazoa, Chordata, Lepidosauria, Squamata, Cordylidae. Gene Ontology annotation, cellular component: cytoplasm; nucleoplasm; nucleus. The record is from RefSeq and is a predicted model, not a curated record. Gene Ontology annotation, biological process: NLS-bearing protein import into nucleus. Gene Ontology annotation, molecular function: nuclear import signal receptor activity; protein binding. The coding region runs from base 455 to 2167 and encodes 570 amino acids. The transcript has 15 exons.
AUCCCGCUGCUUUUCUGUUUUGUUUUUCUGUUUCAAGCUCGGCCUCUUGCGCGUAUACAGCAGCUGCUACCCGCGCCCCUCCAGUUCAACAUAGGACUAUCAAUAUGAUGUUGCUGCUACCUUUUGCUUCUUGAUAGACACCACAUCUACGCUAAAGUCUGAGAUUUCUGCAUUGCUUUCUCUGAGAAGCACUCCCGUCCGCCCAAGGGGGAGGGCGAGGAGAAGAAAAAUUAGCUUACGAAGCAUCCGAGGAGUUCCCGGUGCAGACAACGGGAGUUGUGACUCUUGUCUUUUUCCAGCUCUAUGUUUAUGUCGUUGCCCAGCACGCGGGGAAUGCUGGGAAGCGAGGACGACUCAUUCUGGGUCUUCAGAGAGGCCGGAGCCUCCAUCUUGAAUUGCGAUUCUGUCUCUUCCAAGGGGGAAGAACGGAGGUUGGCGGCCAGGGUCGACCCCAAUGGGAGUAUGGUUUCAGGUUGCAAUCCUAUACUUGGUCACAGAGCAUGAAGGUAGGGAAAAGAAGGGCAGACAAGAAGUCAAAUCACCCAGUCUUUAUACCAUGGCAAGCCCAGAAAAGGAUCAUUAUAGAAUGAAAAGUUAUAAAAACAAUGCCCUUAAUCCCCAAGAAAUGCGGCGGCGAAGAGAAGAGGAAGGUAUUCAGCUCCGGAAACAAAAAAGGGAAGAACAAUUAUUUAAGCGCAGAAAUGUUUCUCUGCUGGGAAAUGAAGAGUUGAUGCAAGAAAGUCCCAUUCAGGAUCCUGAUGUCAGUUCUACUGUACCUAUUCCUGAGGAAGAUGUAAUUACAUGUGAUAUGGUGCAGAUGGUUUUCUCAGAUGAUUCUGAACAACAACUUGCAGCAACCCAGAGAUUUCGAAAACUGCUUUCUAAAGAGCCUAAUCCUCCAAUAGAUGAAGUUAUACAAAAACCAGGAGUUGUGCAGAGAUUUGUGAAGUUCCUAGAAAGGAAUGACAACUGCACUCUUCAGUUUGAAGCAGCUUGGGCUCUUACAAAUAUUGCAUCUGGAACGUUUCUUCACACCAAAGUAGUAAUUGAGACUGGAGCUGUCCCAAUAUUUAUUAAGUUGCUGAACUCUGAACAUGAAGAUGUCCAGGAACAGGCAGUGUGGGCUCUUGGUAAUAUUGCUGGAGACAAUGCAGAAUGUCGAGAUUAUGUGUUAAGCUGUGGAAUACUUCCCCCACUCUUACAAUUACUAACGCACUCUAACAGACUUACAACAACUAGAAAUGCAGUCUGGGCACUUUCAAACCUCUGUAGAGGCAAGAACCCACCUCCAGAUUUCAGCAAGGUACGUCCUUGCUUAGGUGUCCUGUCAAGAUUACUGUUCAGCAGUGACCCAGAUGUAUUAGCAGAUGCUUGCUGGGCCCUUUCUUACCUUUCAGAUGGACCAAAUGAUAAAAUCCAAGCAGUUAUUGAUUCUGGAGUCUGUCGAAGAUUAGUAGAACUUCUCAUGCACAAUGACUACAAAGUGGUGUCUCCUGCAUUAAGAGCAGUUGGAAAUAUUGUGACUGGUGAUGAUAUUCAAACACAGGUAAUUCUAAAUUGCUCUGCAUUACCCUGUCUCUUACAUUUGCUGAGUAGUCCCAAGGAAUCUAUUCGGAAAGAAGCAUGCUGGACAGUUUCUAAUAUUACUGCAGGAAACAGAGCUCAGAUUCAGGCUGUUAUAGAUGCAAAUAUAUUUCCAGUAUUGAUUGAAAUACUUCAGAAAGCUGAAUUUCGUACUAUAAAGGAAGCAGCAUGGGCCAUUACUAAUGCCACAUCGGGAGGAACUCCAGAACAGAUCAGUUAUUUGGUGGCGUUGGGUUGUACCAAGCCUCUCUGUGAUCUUCUGACUGUGAUGGAUUCUAAAAUAGUCCAGGUGGCCUUGAAUGGACUCGAAAACAUUUUACGGCAUGGAGAACAAGAAUCUAAGCAAAAUGGAAUUGGCAUUAAUCCUUAUUGUGCCCGUAUAGAAGAGGCAUAUGGACUGGAUAAAAUUGAAAUUCUUCAAAGUCAUGAAAACCAAGAGAUCUAUCAAAAAGCUUUUGAUCUUAUUGAACAUUACUUUGGCGUGGAAGAAGAGGAUGCAAAUAUUGUUCCACAAGUGGAUGAAAGUGAGCAGCAAUUUCUGUUUCAGCAGCAAGAAGCUCCAAUGGAGGGAUUUCAGUUAUAAUUAUGAAGGCAAAUGCAAAAUCUGUAGCUCAUCAUGGCGACCUCCACCUGCUGGCCGAAGUCAGGAAAGGUGGGAAUGUUUCGCUGAAGAGAAAUAAAGAAACAGCCCAUGCACUUACAUGUUUUUUGUCAAAUAGAAUUUUUUGCUCAUUCUUUUUAUACGUGUGUGUGUUUCCAUUGUCUUAUGUCCAGAAACACCAACUAAUCACAACUAAAAACAUUAUAAAGCUUGAAUAAUGACUUCAGUAAGACAUUAGCUACUGAUACUUAGUUUUUUCAAGCAGUUGCUAAAAAUGCAUAAUUAUGCAUAAACAGCUGUUGAUAUUUUGCGUUUUGGCUGUAGGGUUCAUGCACCCAAUCUACACUAAAUCUACCUCUCUAUACUGGAGCAAAAUAAUGCUUCAUAACUAAAGUGUGACAUAUAUAUGAGCUCCUAGUGAAAGCUAAAUUUAGAAUGUGAAAAUUAUUUAUUUAAAUAGUAAAAAUAUAGUUUUAUGCGUGAUAACUUUGCGAUAAACUGGUGAAAUAUAUUUAUAUUUAAAAGCAUAAUAGUGAGGCAGACUGCUGAUUACAUGACAAAACAUUGAAAUAUAGCAAAAAUUGGUUUUCUGCUGUGAAAAAAGACAGUAGCUAGUUUCAAUUUGUAACUUGUAUAGGCCGUGCUGCCUAGCUAUGUAAUAAAAGCUCCCUUUUCCUCCUUUUGUUCUACAAUGAUAUUGCAAAUAGGGUUGCCAGCUUUUCAACUGACUGCUUUAGCUGUGCCUUCUAACAGCAUGUACUGACACAUGUAUCUCCAUGAUGUGAAAAACUGCACCUACUGAUUUCUGUCUAUCAAGCUGCUGUUAAAGGCACAAGAGCAGGUUAGGUUGUAUUUUUCCUCGUUAGUUGGCAAGCCUAAUUACAAAUUAAUUUUAUUCCUUUGUGCUCAUAUUUGCUUUGUAAUGCAAUCUGGCUUCGUAUGAGGAUGAGAGAGAGUUUCUAUAGCUGCACAGUAUUACUAUGAUAGUAAGGAUUGUGAAUAGACAUCUCCAUGUGUAACACAAAUGCUACCAAAGCGUGCGAAACUCUGCAAUAUUUCCUUUUAUUGAAACACUGAUAACAUGCUUUAUUUAAACACAGUGUAUUGCAUUUUGACCAAAUAUACGAAUACAUCACACUUGAUUGGGAGUGGGGGGUGGGGGGCAAUUUUUAAAAAAAAUUAUUUCCUGUUACAACUUUGCAGUAGUGCUGCAUUAGAAGAAAUCCUUUCCAGUCAUUGUCCAGUUUUAUUAGGCAAUUUAUAAAUCAAAUAAAUAAUUUGAAAAAGAAAGCUUGUUUUUGCUGUAAAUAUUAUAGUAGGCACUUGAGUACACAAAUAUUUCUGGCAAUGUAUACAACAUAUUUAAAUUAUAUAAUGCCAAGCAAUCAAAAACAACCCUAAGAUGAGACUUUGAAGCCAUUUUGUUGCAGGGUUUGAAUCUAUGUGGAUAGGUUUUUUUUUUUGGUAGCACAAUUAAAUAUUCUGAUGAAUUUUGCCGACCAGAAAUCUUUUCACCUGUGUGGUUUUUUUAAAAAAAGGUUGUGUAUAAUCAUUGCAAUUGAUUGCCUUUUUCGUAGUAUUGUAUAACUAAAAAAUAAUGCUGCACUCCAAAAUAUUUUAAGAGGGUUAUUUAUAUGAUCUACAAACAAACUGAACUUUUAAAAUUUGAAUAUUGGUCUUUGUCGCAUGUUCCAGUCCUGUGAGGGUGAUCUAUGCAAGGGCUUGCCUCAGAAGAGCUGCAAGAGGUUGUUGCGUGGAGGAAAAAAAACACAGCUGGCAAUCUGCUUGUGCACUCUGCAUGGAUCUUGGGAGGUAGGGUGGUACAUUGGUGCCCCUUGUUUGGCCAGUAUUAGAUCAGUGUGUUGGUAUUGUAAGGGGCCUCUUACAAUACCAAUUGGCAAUAAUCCAGUGUAGGAUUGAGGAAAUGAACUCUCAGAUGGCGUCAAGUAUUGCUUGCUUCAGCCCCACUUGAGUGCUCAUUCUUGGAGGCUUCUGUAGCUUCAGUUGUGAGAACUAGAAGUGCAGUGACAGAUAUUUAGCUUUCUGCUGCAUGCAUGGUUUUCUGAAUUGCGGCCAUUGUCUUCUCAAAGGCAUUGUAACAGCAAUAUAUACUUCUGAAGAUGUAUGGAGUUUGUUUGCCAUUGAAGAAGUUAACAUUAAUAGUGAGCUGUGGGUAAAUAGUGAGGUAUGUGGCAGGGAAAAUGCAGCCUCACUCAAAUAUUCUGCUGGAAAUCAAGUUCCUUAGGAGUGUCCUUGUAGAAGGGCAGUUAUGGUACUCUGAAUUCUGUAGUUUUGAAUAGUUAACAGUGUUCGAGUGAACUUGUCCCUUAAUUAUAGUUUUAAAUUUUGGUGUCUACAGGGUAUUCCAUUGUUUAGAACAAUCUUGCAUUGUAUUACAAACAUUACCAGUUGUGCCUGCUCUUAAUUUGAGAAUCCAAUAGAUGCUAUCAUCAAAACACUUUCAUCUGAGCCAAAUACAAGACUCUCCAAAUCGCAGAAAUAAAAUGAGCAGAGGAAAAGGAUGCAUUUCAUUGUUUUAGAAAGGAUCUCCAUCAAGCGUAUAUCAUGAAUAUGAUUACUUUCAGAGUGCUCAACAUAUUUGGUGAGAAUGUUAUGUUGGUAUGGUUAAUUUUGAGUUUAAAUGUAUCAGUAUUUGGUUGACUCUCAAAUUCUCUGCUUAUGUAUGCUUACAGAGAGAAGGAAGGGUUGCAGGUGUAACCUGUUAGCAGAACCGGGCAUGAACCUGCAAUCUGUGCAAUGCUCUUGAACAAAAUAACAAAACUGUAAAAAUUUGAAAAAUUCUGUAUUUUAAAAUGAAACAACUUCAGUGUUUUUCUAGUACAGGCUGAAUGACAUUUUCACAUAACUGCCUAAAUUUCACUUAAGAUUAUUUAAUCUAUGCAACCAUGCCAAGUAUGUUCUGCAGUAUUUUUCAGAUACAAAACCGUAUCUAGUUUUCAGUUGUUGUUGUUAUCCCUGAACUUUUAUUACUGAGGAUUUUUCAUUUACUUACAUUUAAAGUUCUGCCUUCUUAAAUGGCUUCAAAAAAUAAUAAGCUUUCAUUUAAGCAGGUUUACAUCUAGGAAAUGUUGAUAAUGUGAGGCUCCUGAUCAUGUACAGAGUGAGAUCUCCAAGCUUGGAGAUUCAAACACCAACAAGGGGACUCUUGGGAGCCAACAGAAAAGCUCUGCUAGUAACAGAAACAAUUGUUAGAUGUAUUAGUGUCUUAAAGAGUUGUCAUUUCUCUUAUGCAUCUUGGCUGGAUUUAUUUGCUUUAGCGUUAUGAUUUAUCUUUGGGGCAUAUUUGAAAUUCCUUGUAAACUCAUUGGGUGGGGGGGAGAUGUGAAAUUACUUCAAAGAUUGAGAUCUCAUAAGAAUUGUUCUUAGACUUGUUCUUGACACUGUAUUUUCAGAUGGUCCUCUGUAAUUUGAUAUUUCAUCUUUAAACACAGCUGGAGGCUCUAACUGAACAAACCUACAAGUAUGAACAGUAUGCAAUAUUAUAGAAUGUUACUCUCAAAUACAAAACCAAUAAAGGUAUUUUACAAAGACA